AUGAACAACCAGGUUGUGCAGAGGGUGAACGACCAUACACAUGCUGGAGAUGCUGCUGGAGUUGAAAUGCUGACAGUGAGGAGCAAUAUGAAACAGAGAGCGGAAGAAACAGAAGAAACUCCACAACAGAUAAUUACAGCAGGAGUGCAAAACAUGAGUGAUGCAGCCUCUGGAGCUAUGACACCCAUAACAAACGUCCGCAGAAAUAUCCGACGAAACAGACAGCGUGCUGGAAACCAACCUCCUGUCCCGGCCAGAGCUGCAGAUGUUAUUAUCCCCAGACAGUCUCAAAUGACAGCUAGAGAUGGUAUCUUUUUACGGUUUGAUAAUGGUGAAGGAGAAGCUGACAGAAUACUCAUUUAUAUGAGUGAAGAUGGGCAACAAUGCCUUGCAACGUCUGAUUUCUGGUUUGCCGACGGAACAUUUAAAGUAGUGCCAGAAGUCUUUUUCCAACUGUACACCAUUCACAGUUUAACAGCUAACGGAAGUGUUUUCCCUAGUGUGUACGCUCUCAUCACCAAUAAGAGACAGGAUACCCAUGCGCGUGUUCUUCAAGAAGUGUCGGCCAUCGCAGGUGGGGUGAACGGCCUCCAGCCGACAAAAGUGCUCAUUGACUUCGAACGGGCAGCCAUGAAUGCCAUACUGGGCGUGUUCCCCGACGUGGAGGUGAAAGGAUGUUUCUUUCACAUGACUCAAAAUGUAUAUCGUCAGGUAAAUAUGCCAAAGUAG
This is a messenger RNA of Lineus longissimus, 729 nucleotides long. RefSeq lists its product as uncharacterized. The coding region runs from base 1 to 729 and encodes 242 amino acids. NCBI's taxonomy places the organism in Eukaryota, Metazoa, Nemertea, Pilidiophora, Heteronemertea, Lineidae. The transcript has a single exon. The record is from RefSeq and is a predicted model, not a curated record.